CUUAAUUAAAUGAAACUUUCUACAUUUUUUUUUAAUGUGAGUUUGUUGUUCUGCUGUAAAAAAAAGAAAGAGGGAAAGGAAAAUAUGUACCAGUGAAAGAGAGUUUAGGAAAGUAUUUCCCUCCCCCUCUUGCUAGUGGAAUGGUUCCUUCCCCCUCUGGAAUCAUCAUCCACUCUGAUUCCAAGACUUUUUUGUGUGUGAGGGAGAGAGGGAGAGAGCAAGAAAACCGAGGCUUUCUGUGGGAACGAAUUUAAUCAUCAAGGAACGAGAUAUCAGCCCCUUUGUGCGGGAUAUGGUUUGGAAAGACACUGACAAGCAGCGGCAAAAGGGACCUUAGGAAAGAAGCCAAUCUACUAACCAUCUAAGCCCGGGAGCAGGCAGGCAGAGAGCAUGCUUUUUCUUUUUAUCUGGAUAUUCUCUUUACCGGACACACUUUCACAAGGUGUCCAGCCUCGAUUUAUCCAUGAGCCAGCUGACCAGACGGUGGUUGCAGGGCAGAAGGUUGUGCUGUCUUGUGUUGUGCUAAACUACUCUGGCAUUGUACAGUGGACCAAAGAUGGGCUAGCCCUGGCAUUGGGACAAAAUCAGAAAAUCUUUCCCAGGUAUAAAGUAAUUGGAAAUACUGAAUCUGGGCAGUAUAACCUGGAGAUAACCAACGCCAGCAUUUUUGAUGAUGCCAUUUUUGAGUGUCAGGCCACCGAAGCUGCGCUCCGCUCUCAAACAGCCAAGCUGACUGUAUUAAUUCCCCCAGAAGAUCCAGUGAUAGACGGUGGUACAGAAAUCCUGCUGACUGCUGGGACACCACGCAACCUGACCUGCCGUGCUCGAAACGCCAAACCAGCAGCAUCUAUUGUUUGGUUCCGUGAUGGGAAUCAGCAAGAAGGUGCAAUCACCAAUAUGGAAAAAUUAACUGACGAAAAGUGGGAAACCACCGUUAGCUUUCUGUUGAUUGUUCCAACUGAUCAGGAUAUUGGACGAGUGUUCACAUGUAGGACUUCCAAUGAAGCCAUUCCAUCUGGGAAGGAAACAUCUGUCAGACUAAAUGUACACCAUCCCCCAACUGUUACUCUGUCUAUUCAUCCGCAAACUGUGCAGGAGGGGGAACGUGUUCGAUUCACCUGCACUGCUACAGCCAAUCCUGCUAUUAAGGGCUACAGGUGGGCUAAAGGAGGAAUGAUCAUCGAGAAUGCAAAGGAGAGCGUGUUUGAAACGCAAGUGGAUUACACUUACUUCACGGAGCCAGUCUCGUGCGAGGUGCACAAUGAAGUGGGCAGCACUAAUGUCAGCACUCUUGUGGAUGUUCAAUUCGCCCCUCGCCUUGUUGUCGAACCAAAACCGUCCACAACAGAUAUGGGAUCCGACGUGACUCUUACUUGCAUUUGGGCUGGAAACCCUCCUCUGACCCUGACAUGGACCAAAAAAGGAUCAAAUAUGGUGUUGAGCAAUAGUAACCAGCUGUUCUUAAAGUCAGUGAGCCAAGAGGAUGCUGGGCAGUAUGUCUGUAAAGCCAUAGUCCCACGCAUUGGAGUUGGAGAGAAAGAUGUGACAUUAUUUGUUAACGGUCCUCCAAAGAUUGCUAGCGAGGAGGUGCAGUAUGCAGUGCGUGGGGACAAAGGAAAAGUGGAAUGCUUUAUAGGAAGCACCCCACCUCCAGAUCGCAUUGCCUGGGCUUGGCAAGAAAAAAUUUUAGAGACUGGAACCCUGGAGAGGUAUACUGUAGAACGGACCAACACAGGCGAUGGUGUCUUGUCCACACUCACUAUAAAUAACGUCAUGGAGGCUGACUUCCAGACCCGCUAUAACUGUACAGCGUGGAAUACCUUUGGGCCAGGCACAGCAAUCAUCCAGCUUAUGGAGAGAGAAGUGGUACCUGUGGGAAUCAUUGCUGGGGCAACCAUUGGAGCUGGGAUUCUGGUCAUCGUUUUCUUUGUUUUUUUCAUCUUCUUCCUCUACAGACGUCGUAAAGGGAGCCGUAAGGAUGUCAAUCUGCGAAAGCUCGAUAUCAAAGUUGAAACUGUGAACCGCGAGCCCCUUACAUUACACUCUGACCGAGAAGAUGACACUUCUAGUGUUUCCACGGCUACUCGAGUCAUGAAAGCAAUCUAUUCGUCAUUUAAGGAUGAUGUGGACCUCAAGCAAGAUCUGCGAUGUGACACCAUUGACAGAGAAGAGUACGAGUUGAAGGAUCCAACCAAUGGUUACUACAAUGUCCGGGCCCAUGAUGACAGACCAAAUUCCCGGACUGUGCUGUAUCAGGAUUAUCGUACACCUGGGCCGGCACGAUUUGAUGCACGCCCUUCUUCCCGCCUUUCUCAUUCAAGUGGUUAUGCCCAACUCAACACAUACAGCCGGGCGCCUGCCUCAGAUUAUAGUACAGAUCCAGCUCCCACUGUAACUCCAGCCACAACAGAUACUACCAGCCAGCUGUCAUAUGAAAAUUAUGAAAAGUUUGGGACGCAUGGUUUCCCAUCUAACUCUGGCUACCCCACUUACCGCCUCGGCUAUACACAGCCAACCACCACAGGUAUGGAUCGAGGCCCAUAUGAUACAUUUGACCCAGUAGGAAAAUUCACGAGUGCCACACGAUUUUCAUAUACAUCCCAACAUUCCGAUUACGGGCAGAGAUUUCAGCAGAGGAUGCAGACGCACGUCUGAGGAUGGACAAACAAGACUGAUGGGAUUAUUGGGGUAAAGCAGAGAGGAAGUGAAUCUUCUCUAAAAUGACACCAUAAGAUGAGAGGGGACUCCAGGAGGAGUAAUGGCCUCUCAAUAUGUCUCCUGAUACUCAGGGACCCUUAUCUCUUGACCCUAGAAGUCCCUUAAGAUACCAGCCACAGUUGCCAAGCCAGGCAGAGCCUUGAUGCCAAACAGGCUGGCCAAUAAGCACCUGAUCAUUCCUUGAGUACCACUGAUUUUGCCAUUGGGAGCAUGGCAAUUGGUAUGACUAAGAGCUAACUUGGUAAUGGUGAAGCUUUUGUCUCCACCAACACUUUUGAUGAGUCCCUGCAGCCGCUCUCUUGGGGCACAUUAUUGUUUUAGAUCUCUCCUCAGUUGCCACAGUUGUUUCUCCAUCACUAAAAAUAGGUAUCUAUACCAGAAUGUAGGAGGGUGUUUAUAUCCACACAUUCCAGCUUCUGGGAGUGCAGAGAGGGACAAUGUAAUGUAACGCAUGCUAUGUAUGGUUUCAUUAUUUCUCUUAUUCUAGAGCAGGCCUCAAAAUGUUGUUGUACACAGAGCCAUUUAAAUAGUAUCUGCUGGAAAAAAUGAGUAAUGAAGAAUUGGACAAUCAGAAAAAUGUUUUUUUUUUGUUUUGCUUUUUUAAUUUUGUAAUUAACCCCCUUUGAUUGCACUUGCUUGAGGAAAACCUCUAUUCUAUUGGAGCUUUGAAAGCUGAUAUGCUUUGUUCUCUAAUAACAAGGUCAUGGGCAAUAAUUACUAAGAGCUGCUAAGCUACAAGACACCUUACGUGCCCAGAUAUGUGAAUGGGUUAUAAAGUGCCUUAUGCCUUUGCGCUACUUAGUAAGCAUAAAUGUUUUUGUAGAAGAGGAGGGGGCAAUGGUGUGAAGGAAAACAGUAUUCCAAUUGUAUAAUUUAACCUUUCAUCCUUGAGGAGCUCUAAGGUGGCAUAUUUUUGCAUGGCUUUUAGCUUUAUCUCAGCCAUAUCCUUUUCUAUUUACUUAACUUUUUUUUUUUUUUUUACAUUAUGGCACUAAGGAUGUUGUACGUCUAAGACUCCAGCAUAUACCAAUGGCUGAGAAAAUACUCAGGGAUGAAUGGGUUAAGCAUAUUAUGAAAAAUGAAGGCCCAUAAAAUUAACCAGUAUACUGCUUUGAAUUUUCUUCUGGUAUACCAUAGUCACAUUAAAGAACAUUGUAUGUCAUUAGUUUAUUUAAAUAAUUGUAAGUUAUCCUGUGCCAAGAUUCCUUAAGUUUAAAUUGUCCAACAACAAGAGUGCUAGUAGGUAAUGUCAUAUAAGAUGUUAGAUGAUACAUACGUUCAUACAAUGCUGAAAAAAGUGAAUUUUUUGUUUACUACAUAUUUGGUUUAUUACAUAUUUGUUGAUUAACAUGUUCCAUUGAAUCCAUAAUGUCAUCUCCCCAUAGGGUUUGAAGCAUGUAGUCAAAGUGUUUAAUGGAUUAGAAACCUUCAAAAGGGACCAUUUGGAGAAUCACACAUUGUUGUAUCCACUGUGGGGGCUUUACAACCAAGUUAAAUUAUGCUUAUUAAUUAGAAGGAUUACAUAAAUGUAAAGGAUGGGAUAAAAACAGCCACGUGAGAUUAUUAUUUUUCUCUAGAAAGAUUGUUAGCAUAAAUUACAGGGUUAUAUUAAUAUUAAAGCAGUAUGGCUAUGGAAUUAGUGCCAUAUCUUAGUUAUAAUUUAAUGCCAUUCAAACUACCAGCUUUUUAGGUACUUGCCAUUUUGUAUGUAUAAGGUAAAGGUAAGCUAAAAUAAAUAAAAAAAAGUAGACACCACUUUUUAGAUUACAUUUCACUUGUAAUUGUAGUAGCUAUUCUUGAAGAACUGGAAAAUUUGCAAUCAAUAUACAGGUUCAUCAAGUAGACCAGGAGCAGCCAAAUGGUGGUCCGUUGGCUACAUGUUUGCAGCCCCUUGAAUAAGCAGAACUACGAAUUUGUGAUUUGGGGACUUCAUAUGCAAACAAGGUCGGCUGUAACUUACAAGUGUACUCUAGAUUGAGGAAGGGUAAAGAGCAGACAGAGGGUGCAGUGCAACCUUACCUUAACCUAGCGUUGCGUACCUGGGCAUUUUUAGGAAAUAUGUUAUUUGUGCAUUUUAUAAAUCUGUAUGUGGUCCUUUAGACUCCUAAAACAUCAGUCUGUUGCCCUCUUGUGUAAAAAGUUGGUUGUCUGUAGUAGGCCACUGAUACCCAGAGAUAAGAGUUUAUAUCUAUAUUUAUUGUUUUCUGGAGUUCAUCAUAAGCAUAAUGUUUUGUUUUUUUCAUGUUUUAUUACCUGUGUGUCUUAAGAUACAAGGUUUUUCCUUUACAGGGAUGUGUGAUUUUAAACAAAGAAAAUGAGCAGAGAUUAUAUAACUGUAUAACUAUUUUCCUACUGCUAUUGUACCCCCCUCAUUUGUUAUAUAAAAAAAGCAUCUAAGCUUGUAUGAUAAUUAUA
Bombina bombina (fire-bellied toad) is the source of this 5133-nucleotide messenger RNA. It is a transcript of the gene KIRREL1, whose product is annotated as kirre like nephrin family adhesion molecule 1. The coding region runs from base 391 to 2655 and encodes 754 amino acids. Gene Ontology annotation, biological process: cell-cell adhesion. The transcript has 15 exons. The record is from RefSeq and is a predicted model, not a curated record. Gene Ontology annotation, cellular component: cell-cell junction. NCBI's taxonomy places the organism in Eukaryota, Metazoa, Chordata, Amphibia, Anura, Bombinatoridae. Gene Ontology annotation, molecular function: cell adhesion molecule binding.